UGAUAGCGUACCAUCUACUCACCGAAACGAUGUCAUAGAAGUACAGUAGGAUAGACUGCAUAUGUCAUAGCUUCUAGGGCUGCAGUGAUUGGAUGAGGGGAAAAUCAGCAACAAUUUGUUAUUUGCCGUUUCUAGUUUCUCAAAUAUAUUUUCUUUGUCACUCAUGAGUUUUAAACCACCCAGGGCUAAUUAAACAAUUCAGUCUAAUCGAGUAAUUCUACAACAAUUACACUACCGCUAAACACCUAAGGAGAAGAAGAAGAAGAAGAAGAAGAGUUUUGAUAAGUUAGCUUCUUGCUAACACCAUCAUGGCAAGCGCCCCAGGUGUUCGUUCCUUAGCAAUUCCCGGAGAAAGCGGACCAGAAACCCCCGACAGCUCCUCGAUGGAGGAUGGAAUAGCUGACGGGUUUAGCGACCUAGCUACCCUCCCGGUAGAAGACGGCGAGAAAAGACCGACGUGUUCACGGUGCCGUCGCCCUCAGAAGGUGUGUCUCUGUCCUUUUCUUCCACCACAACCCCUGGAGGUCUCCACGUGUCUCUACGUAGUGCAGCAUCCUGCAGAGGAGAGCAGAGUACUUCGCACGGUGCCUCUACUUGCUGCUUGUUUGCCACAAGGAAAAUGCAAUGUCAUAGUUGGAAGGAAAUUCAGUGAGGAAAAGCACCCAGAGCUGGCUGCAGUAUGUCGUGACAGCAGAACACUGAUCUUGUACCCAGGUCCCAAAUCACAGAACCUAGAGGAGCUGCUGCAGCACCAAGCAAUAGGCACUAUAAAUCAUAAUGUGAUCAUCAUAGACGGCACCUGGAGCCAGGCGAAAAACAUGUUCCUCCAAAACAGCCUGUUCCACCUACCUAAACAGGUGCAGCUCAACAGGACUCUAUCUAGUAGUCAGUAUGUUAUUCGCACACAACCCUCCAACAUCUGCCUGUCCACGUUGGAAUGCGCUGCUGUCGCCCUGUCCAUCCUGGAGCAGAAUGACACUAUACAAGAGGUUUUGCUGAGGCCUCUGAAAGCCCUGUGUUCGUUCCAGCUGCAGCACGGUGCUCAGAUUCAUCACAGCAAGGAGCACCUGCUGAGGAACGGCAUGUAUGAAAAACCUAUGCCCAAGAACAAACGCAAAAUAAAGAGGAUGGAGAAACUCGUCAGUGACCACAACAUCUGCCCGAGAUGAAGGAGAGACUGAGCAGAGAAGAGAGGCUCAACUCAUCUCUGCUCAACUCACAGACAUCUUUAUUGCAUAGGACUGUGUCAUCAGGGUAAAGCACUGGACUGUGGACGGUGUUUUAGAUAAUUGCUGGAAGCUGGUCGGUGUACUGUAAUUUAAGUGUUUGUCAUUCAUUUUAAAUCGCAAAUGAACAUUUUAGUUUAGGUGACAUGGUGUGAAAACAAACCUUGUGGCAUUGUUUAAACAAUUUACAUAGUUCUUCCUGGCAUUUCAUAAAUACUUUCAGUUCUGUUGUGACAGAGCUGUAGCUGAACACAUCUGUUGUUUAAUGAGCAAAAUAUCAGUUGGUCAACCGACAAAAAAUAAUUGUAACCACCUCAUUAACACAGGUGAUUUUACCAGAGAGACGGGACAAAGCAAGACGACGCAGAUACUACGGUUGAGAUUUGAAUUAUACUGUAUAAGUAACAGUUUAGCUCAAACUAAUAACUGUCAUAAUUGUAGAUGCAGGUGUAUGAUGGUUAUAUAUUACAUAGAGCCAUUAAAGUAAAUGUAACUGUAUAAAAUGGUUGAUGCCAUAAAGAACAUCAAUAAAAUGUAGAUAAUAAACCUGAUUUUCAUGUUAGGGGUGUAGUAAGUAUCAAAGUCUCCAUAUCAUAAAUCAGAAACGGCUUUAAUGGCCAGGGAUGAUAACACAAGUAAUUUGUUUCUGCCACAAAGGCUCUCUGUGUGUUUUAGGCAACAUACAAUAGAAUGGUGCAAUCUAAAGUAAAAUGACAUCUUGUAAAAUCUGUACUACACAACAGUUAAUAUGUUCAGUCACAUACAAUACAGGCAAUGAGACAAUGACAAGGAGAGAAUGGGCCUCCGACUGCUUCUACAUAUGAGACACAAAAAUGUCUUGCACACGUUUAUGGUCACUUUUUGUAUAUUCAUUUCUCUUUGGAGAUGUAUUGCGUGUAUUUGUGGUGCAUCCGUAUAUAGUUGUUUCUUU
Monopterus albus (swamp eel) is the source of this 2157-nucleotide messenger RNA. It is a transcript of the gene dtwd2, whose product is annotated as DTW domain containing 2. The record is from RefSeq and is a predicted model, not a curated record. The coding region runs from base 309 to 1169 and encodes 286 amino acids. The transcript is spliced from 6 exons. Lineage: Eukaryota; Metazoa; Chordata; Actinopteri; Synbranchiformes; Synbranchidae.